AUGGAUGUGUUGUAUCGACAAGAGCUGGAUAUGGUUUUGGAGGAUAAACCAGAAGAUAUUGAUGACAAGAAAUGGACACGAAUUAAUCUUCAUGAUUGUGCCUCUAUUCGAUUGUUCCGUGGUAAUGAGUUGAAAUACCUGUAUAUGAAGGAAACUUCUGCUAAGAAGUUAUGGAUCAAAUUGGAGGAGAAGUAUACGACCAAUAGUGCAGAAAAUCGGCUCUUCUUUAAGAAGCGACUCUUCCGAUUUCAAUAUCGUCCAGCAAACCUUGAUGUGAAAAUUACUGACGAGGAUAAGGCACUAUGUUUGUUAAAUUCAUUGCCUGAUGAUUAUGAUCAUUUGACAACUACUUUGUUGUAUGGAAAAUCCGAGGUGAAACUUGACGAGGUGUCUGCGGCAUUGUGGCGAGGGAAGUUUCCUACUAAAGACGAAUGUGCAUUUUGUCGCCAAAAGGGUCAUUGGAAGAAAGUCUGCCCCAAAUUAAAGAACAAAGAGAAGGAGAAAGCGGGUUCUGAAGCAAAUAUUGCAAAAUAUGGAGAUGAUGAUUUCGAGUUUGCUUUGGCUAGUUCAUUCGCUGAUGGUCACUCAAAGGAGUGGAUUUUGGAUUCAGGUUGCACCUAUCAUAUGUGUCCCAUUCGAGAAUGGUUUUCUAGCUUCGAGGAGGUGGAUGGUGGAGUUGUUUUGAUGGGCAAUAAUAAUGCCUACGAAACACAAGGAAUAGGCAAAAUCUGGUUGAAGAUGCAUGAUGGAAAGGUCAAAGAAUUGAGUGAUAUUUGGUAUGUGUCGGAUAUGAAGAAAAAUCUUAUCUCAUUGGGCGAAUUGGAAAUAUCACUAUGGAGGGGGAGUAAGUUAUUGGUGGAGCAACUGUCACUGAAGCUGCUAACGCAGAUAGCACAGAUACUACAAGGAUUGGUGAAUCAAGGCUUAUUAAAAGGUGCAAAGGCAUGCAAAUUGGAAUUCAGUGAACACUGUGUGUUGGGUAAGCAAACUAGAGUAAAAUUUGGCACCGCUGUUCACCACACUAAAGGCAUUCUUGAUUAUGUUCACACUGAUGUUUGGGGACCUUCCAAGAAUGCAUCUUGGGGACGUAGCCAUUAUUUGUCUCCUUUGUUGAUGACUUCUCUAGAAGAAUAUGGGUGUACACCAUGA
Messenger RNA from Prunus armeniaca (apricot), 1149 nucleotides. The record is from the annotation of a GenBank genome assembly. NCBI's taxonomy places the organism in Eukaryota, Viridiplantae, Streptophyta, Magnoliopsida, Rosales, Rosaceae.